CAAUCAAACGAGAGAAGACAGUAUCAAAUUUUUGAUUAAUCAAAUGACUCGGUAUAAAAAGGGUUGUGUUUAAAAUUAUAUAACCACUUUUGUCCUCUGCUAAAGUAGCAAGAACAAAAUGUGGAACUCCCUGUUUGGAAAAAGCUCUGGGGAGCCGAUCCCAACUGCACUGGAGGUGACGUUUCAAUUAAAUGGAAAACAGGUUACGGUUGGAAGUGAGAUAAAGGAAGGGACGUCGUUGAACACGUACAUCCGCGAUGUGGCCAAACUCAAGGGGACCAAGUUCAUGUGCAACGAGGGAGGAUGCGGGGCGUGCGUUGUUGCGGCAACCAUCACACACCCUAUCACUGCAGAAAAGCAAACCCUGUCCGUCAACUCAUGUCUGGUGCCGGUCUUCGCGUGCCACGGAUGGGAAAUCAGGACGGUUGAGGGCAUUGGCAACAAGCGCGAUGGAUACCACCAGGCGCAAGCCAACCUGGCCAAAUUCAAUGGCACCCAGUGUGGAUACUGCUCACCCGGAAUGGUCAUGAAUAUGUACAGUUUAUUGGCCGACGGGAAGACUCCAACAAUGGCCGAAGUUGAGAACUCUUUUGGGGGCAACAUCUGCCGCUGUACAGGCUACCGUUCCAUUCUGGACGCCUUCAAGGCCCUCGCGUCAGACGCUACUCCCUUGAUGAAACAGCAGUGCGCCGACAUCGAAGAUUUGAACAAAAUUUGCUCGAAAACUGGAAAAAUCUGCUCCGGCUCGUGCAAAAAGGAGACAUUCGAGGAGGUCAAGCACAAGUCUGUCAAGGUGCCAGCGGCCAACUGGUACAAGGUGGCAUCGCUUGACGAACUCUUCUCGGUUAUCGGCUCGCUCGGCGCGACCGUUUACCAGUUGUCGGCCGGCAACACGGCUGAAGGCGUCUACCGCCACUACAACCGCAAGUUUGACGCCCGCAUCGACGUCAAAGAUGUGCCCGAGCUGCGCACCAUUUCCACUUCUGGAGGAUAUACCGUCGGCGCCAACGUGACUCUGACAGAGGCGAUAGCCACGUUCCGCACGCAAGCCAACACCGCUGGCUUUGAGUACCUCGCAAAACUCGCCGAGCACCUUGAUCUGGUUGCCAACACACCAGUCAGAAACGUCGGAACGCUUGCAGGGAACCUUAUGCUCAAGAGAGACGAACCUGGGUUUCCUUCAGACAUUUUCGUAAUUUUGGAAGCUGUCGGUGCCACGCUGAACAUCCUGUCCAACCCAACGACCUCUGAGAACGUCAACCUGAUCGAUUUUCUCGGAAAGGAGAUGGCUGGAAAAGUGAUCCAAAACAUUUCGUUCCCAACGUUCGACAACAAUCACCACUUCAGGACUUUCAAGGUAAUGCCCCGGAAGCAAAAUGCUCACGCAUACGUUAGUGCUGGAUUUUGUAUCCACGUCUCAGACACGACCAACUGGACCGUCGACCAACAGCCCCGCAUCGUCUACUGUGGCAUCAAUCCGGACUUUCAUCACGCAACCAACACGGAGAACUACCUGAUGGGAAAAAACCUACUGGACCCAGCCACCGUCCAAGGGGCAAUCAGCACCCUGGCAGCCGAGCUGCAGCCCGACAACCAACUGAUCGACGCUAGCCCCGAGUUCAGGAAGCAGGUCGCCCAGGGUGUCUUUUACAAGUUCCUUCUCGGCCUUGAUCCAAGCAGGGUUGCUGCAAACAAGCGUUCCGGCGCCGACAAUCUGGUGCGUCCGCUGUCCUCAGGAAAGCAGGACUUUGAGACAAACCCUAAUGUUUACCCACUGAACGAGCCAAUUCCCAAGCUGGAGGCGUACGCGCAAACUGCCGGCGAGGCCGAGUACACCAACGAUAUUUACGAGCGGCCCGGUGAGCUGCACGGCGCCUUUGUGCUCACAAAGCAAGCCACGGGCACAAUCGCCUCGAUCGACGCAUCAACCGCUCUUGCCACAGAAGGCGUCGUUGCAUUCUUUCAAGCGUCUGACGUGCCUGGAAGCAAUAAUUUCGCACCACCCAGCAUGUUCUUCCCGGAGGUGGAAGAGGUCUUUUGCAGUGGAAAAGUGGAGUACGCUGGUCAAGUUGUUGGCUUGAUUGUUGCAACUAGCAGAACCACGGCAAUUCUGGGCGCUGGACUGGUCAGCGUCACAUACGCGAAAACCGAAAAGCCGGUGCUCUCGGUCAAGGAUGUCACGAAAGUGGUUAAUGACCGAAUGAAAGUAGUCAAGAAGAAAGACGAGCAAAAAGAGAAGGACAAAGUAAGAAAAGAAAUUAUAGUGAAAGCUGGAAUUGUGUUCAAUGGCACUUUUGAGAUCGGCUCCCAAUACCACAUGCACAUGGAGACUCAAACGUGCUUGGUGGUGCCAACUGAGGACGGUCUUGAUGUCUACAGCGCGACCCAGUGGAUGGACCACGUGCAGCAAGUAAUCGCGGAGUUCCUAAAUAUCAAAGAGAGCUCAAUCAACAUAACAGUUCGUCGACUCGGUGGAGCAUAUGGUGGAAAAAUCACGCGUCCUGCUCUCGUCGCUGCUGCGUGCGCCCUGGCCGCAGACAAACUCGGAAAGCCUGUCAGAAUUGUCAUGAGCCUGGGAAGCAACAUGGAAGUGUUCGGCAAAAGAUUCCCUUACGUCAACAACUAUGAAGUCGGAGUGGACAACGUUACAGGAAAGAUAGCAUACAUCAACUCCACGUGCCAAAUGGACUGCGGCUACACGGUAAACGAAUCGCCUGGUUAUGACGUGCCCAAGUUUUUCCAAAACUGCUACGAAUCGACCAAUUUCAACAUGCAAGUGGAAGCAAUCAAGACAGACAAGGCAACCAAUGCUGCCUGCCGCGGCCCAGGCACCACCGAAGGGGUGGCUUUCAUCGAGGAGAUCAUGGAGCACGUAUCCAGGGUGCUCAAAAUGGACCCACUUCAGGUGCGCCUGAACAACAUGCCCCAGAUGGACACCCCGCUGCCUGCCAUGAUUGAAGACCUCAAGACAUCGGCCGACUACGACAACCGCAAGGCCAACGUCCAAGCCUUUAAUGCGGCGAAUCGGUGGAAGAAGCGAGGAAUGGCCAUUGUGCCCAUGCAGUACCGCUUCCCCUGCGCAGGAAACUUCAGCGCCAUGGUUUCCAUUUACCACGGCGAUGGCUCAGUCGCGAUUUCGCACGGCGGAAUCGAGAUGGGACAGGGCAUGAAUACCAAGGUCGCUCAAGUCGCUGCACACACCCUGAAAAUUCCCCUUUCAAAAAUAUCCGUCAAACCAAGCAACAAUGUGGUGGCAAACAAUGGAAUGGUGACCGGAGGUAGCGUUGGCAGUGAAAACGUUUCAUACGCUGCCAUGAAGAGCUGUCAGAAGUUGCUGGAGCGUCUUGAUGCAGUCAGACAGGGCAUGGAAGGAGAUCCCACCUGGGAACAGGUCGUGGCGGAGGCGUACGCUCAAACUGUUGAGUUGAACGCAACCCAUAUGUUCACACCUGGCCAGGAGCUGUCCGAGUACAAUAUUUGGGGGGCCACCAUUGCCGAGGUGGAGGUUGACAUUCUAACCGGAGAACGCCAGGUUCUAAGGGUCGACCUGAUUGAGGAUGUUGGCCAGAGUUUGAGCCCGUGGGUCGACGUUGGCCAGAUCGAAGGCGCCUUCGUCAUGGGCAUGGGCUACUGGCUCUCCGAGGAGCUCAAGUACGACCCUGACUCAGGUCGUCUUCUGAACACUCGCACUUGGAACUACAAAGUGCCUGGUGCCAAGGAUAUCCCUGCUGAUUUCAGGAUCAAUUUCAGAAAGAAUGCCGCAAACCCCAAUGGACUUUACAAUUCCAAAGCGACUGGUGAACCCGCUUUGAACAUGACCAUCGUUUGCUACUUCGCACUCAGGGACGCUCUGGACUCAGCACGCAAGGAUGCUGGCAGCACAGAAGAUUACUACGAAAUCAAGCUUCCGGCAACGGUCGAGACCAUUGCGGUUUCCAGUUUGACAGACCCCAGCCAAUUUACUUUGGAGUAAACUAUAAUCACUGUUAUACAAGGCAGUGUUGGUAGCGACUUUUCACGGAUCCAUCAGAAAAAAAUAGGAAGAAAUAAAAUCGCACGGGAACUAUAAGAUGGCGCGAGGAAAUGGUGUUUAUUUUCAAUGCUUUUUGUAUUACCUUAGUUUAUAUAUAAAUGAGUGUUGUUUAUAUUCGUUCAUUUUGAAUAAACUUUUGAAUUAUUUGGGAA
This is a messenger RNA of Cloeon dipterum, 4185 nucleotides long. RefSeq lists its product as uncharacterized. Gene Ontology annotation, molecular function: oxidoreductase activity; FAD binding; iron ion binding. The transcript has 22 exons. Bases 119 to 3973 code for a protein of 1284 amino acids. The record is from RefSeq and is a predicted model, not a curated record. Lineage: Eukaryota; Metazoa; Arthropoda; Insecta; Ephemeroptera; Baetidae.